Cherax quadricarinatus is the source of this 5602-nucleotide messenger RNA. The record is from RefSeq and is a predicted model, not a curated record. Lineage: Eukaryota; Metazoa; Arthropoda; Malacostraca; Decapoda; Parastacidae.
GAGUGUUUUCUGUAGGUAACCUGUAGUUCCAUUCCGGUGUGUACCACGUGACAUGUAUUGACCAAUCAGCGGCCGAGCUUUGUGCCCACCGCCAAGAUCAUAUAGCUACUCUCCUCAGGAAGAGUCUCACACAAUGUCCACCUUUUUCGCCUCGUAUCUCGUUAUUUGAAGCAUUUAAUGACACUUGGUCGUAACUGAAUGUAUGCGAAAUCUUAUUAAAUUCAUUACAUUUCAAAAUGUAGACCCUACGAGGCAGAUGUGCUCUCCGAAAAGGGAGUGAUGAACUCGCCAUUUUAGGAAUCUGCCGUCGGUGAAGGAUUUGUUGUUGUCUUUCUGUGCCUAGUUUACGGCAAAUUGUGAGCCUCAUUUGAUCUGUUGAAGACGUCCCAGCCUAGCGGGGAUUAUAUAGCAGACCAAGAUGACACAAAACCAGCAGAAUAUCACAACGCUGCUGAUCCCGGACCCAAAUGGUGGUCAGCCACAGAUGAUUAAGGUCAUGGGUGGCAAGGGUGGCCACUUACCCAUUCAGCUGACUGGGGUGAGUGCUGGUGGUUCUGGCAGCAAUGUAAAAGCCACUUUUGUCAAGACUUCCAAUGAUCAGGGGCAGACUGUAUUGCAGACAAGCAAGCUUCCCAGUGGUCAGAUCAUUGCCAUUCCUGCCAAGCAGGGCCAGCUCAGUGCCCCAAAUAUACGAGGAAAUCAAGUAGUGUUACCUGUAAGCAGUGCCCAGUUAAAAUCUCCCCUAAGAACCAUGGAUCAGCAGCAGCACCACACAGUGGUUACCAAUCGAUCAUCACUCACUACCUCUCCAGUUGUUAUCCGAACACAGACUGGCUCCUUAACUGCCAAUCCUGUAACUCUUCAGACUCAACAAACAACACAAUCACAAGUUCAUCACCAACAGCAGCAUCAACAGAGCAGUACGCAAGUCAUAAGCAAUACACCUCCGAAAAGUCUCAUCACCACUCCUAUAUUGGAUCACAGUGGUGCAAGGAAAAGACAUGACUUCGACUUUGACUACGGGGUGGAAAGUAAACGGCGAAAGAGCGAAAAGGGUGGCAAGGGUCUACGCCACUUUUCCAUGAAGGUAUGCGAAAAAGUUAAAGCUAAAGGUACAACGUCAUACAAUGAAGUGGCGGAUGAAUUAGUAUCUGAAUUUACAGACCCAACUCGGUGUGCAUCACCCUCUGAUGGUGCCAAUUACGACCAAAAGAACAUUAGACGGCGAGUUUAUGAUGCACUUAAUGUCCUUAUGGCAAUGAAUAUAAUCAGCAAAGAGAAAAAAGAAAUACGGUGGUUGGGUCUACCUACAAACUCAGCACAAGAGUGCCGAAAAUUGGAGCAGGAGCGACAUAAACGUGUAGAGCGCAUUAAACUCAAGACUCAACAAUUACAAGAUCUCAUAUUACAACAAAUCGCAUUCAAAAAUUUGGUGGGGGGCCCCGGAAUUGCCCACAAUUUUAUUACAACAGAUUUAGCAGAAGGAAACCAUGAACCCAAAUUGAAUCUUCGAGAGGAUUUAAGUAUACUUGGGACAGAAGUAUUUGGUGAAGAAGAUUUGGAAGUUGGUACCAUGACACGUACAGGCAGUAGCGGUGCGAGUAGUGGCCUAGGUGUUAUAUCCCGCCACUCAUCUCUAAUCUCCCUCCAGAAUGAACACCGACCUGACUCUGCAUCCCCUUCGUCCUUUGGAGAUGAGGAAGAUGAGGACAUGCUUGAUGAUUCUGAUGUUGAUAUCAGUUAAUGUAAAUAUAGCAGAGGAUAUGUUUGAGGGGCUGGGGAGGGGGGUCAGGGAAAGAAUCCAGAUAAAGGUAUGUAUUUAAAAAUUAAAGUACUGUAUUGCAAUUGGCAUGACUAUGUAAAGUACUGUAAAGGUUAAAGGUCAUUACAUGACAAGUAUAGCGGACUACUGUUCUUUUUUUUUCCGAAUUGUGUGCUUGUUUUCAAUCUUAAUUAUAGGUGGGUAAAGUAAUGGUGUAAGGUAUUUAUGCAUCUAAAUGAACAAAAUUAUCCCUUGAGUAAUUAUUUUUAAAUUCCUCCAAAGAUUAAUGAAAUAUGGGGUGUCUACAAGUUCUUUUUCCAGUUUCAGAAGUUUAUUACAACAGUAUGGUAAAAGAUAUGAAAAUGCAGUUCUUUGCAUGUGAUAGUAUUUUUUUUAACACGCUUGCCAUCUCCUACCAAGGUAGAGGGACCCAAAAAAAAACUUUCACCAUCAUUCACUCUUAUCACUGUCUUGCCAGAGGUGCACAGAUACUACCGUUCACCUGUUCCUCCAAACUGCAAAUAUCCCCACUUCUCCUUCGGAGUGCAGACACUGUACUUCCCACUUCCAGGACUCUAGUCUGGCUAGCCGGUUUCUCUGAGUCCCUUCACCUUGCUCACACUCCAGCAGUUCAUCAAGUCCCAAAAACCAUUUGCCUUCACACAUUUCUAGUGCACAAACUUUAUAGUAACAUAAAGUACCCUGGCAAAUGGAUUUGACCCCAUUCUUUUAGUACCUGUGGGAGGAAUUUUUGAUGAAUUAUGCGAUUAGAUGUAUUGCUGGUCAAUAGAGCUUAAUUUAUAAUUUUUAUAGAUGGGUAUAUUGUUCCCUGGGGCAAGUUGCCUGACCUCAUGGUCUCGUUUGCCCACUCUUUGGGAUGUAGCAGCAUUUCCUUUCACCACCUAACACUGAUGGGUUGAAGUUUCCUGAGCAGUAGAGGUAUGUUUUAUAACAAAAUAUUGUGCAGAUUACACAACCAUGAAACUGAAUAAAACUGUCAUUCAGCUAUCAUGCAGAAAACUGCAUGUUCAUGUUGCCUUUUUUUUUUUUUUUUUUAACAUUGGAAAAGGACUAUGGACUGCCUGUUUUGUAUAGUAAGCAAAAUUGUUGAAUUCCUUUCCUAUCUUGUGACUGGGAGUAACUACACUAGAGCCUGAGAUUUCUCAUACAAGACUGAAAACAGGUUUCAUGUGUGUUAGGCAAACAGAUUAUGCUCUAUUUUGGGGGAAUAUUAUAAUUUAAAUCGAUUUAAUGCAGCCUUUGUGUAGUACAACUGCAGGGGUUGGUAUUGGGCAUUUGUUUGUAUAAGUGAAUACUGAUAUGUUCAAAUGUGAAAGAAGUUGGAGACGUAAUAGAAAAAGGUAGUUUGUUGGGUUAUAGUGUAAUAUGAUGGAACGAUGUGGGAAGGGAGGGGAAUGCGUCUCAGCCUUGGGAUUCAGUACAAAGUGAAGUACAAUUUGUACUACUGCAUCUCUAGUGGCAUAGACAUUUCUGUGACUGGACUGUUUAUAUGCAAUCUUUUUUCUUAAGUUGAAAUGUCACUUUUUUUUUUUUUGUGGAUAAUUUUUGCUGUUAUCCUUAUCUAUUAACUGAAAGAUGUCUGCUUUGGGAGACUGGCAGGUUAGGAUUAACUUUCCAUAUCAGUCUUCUCACAUUUUACUGAGAGAUAUCAAUUAUAAUAAAAAAAAAAUGGUGACAUCAAAGCCAACUAAUUUUAAAUGAUGAAUCAAUUUUUUUUUUUUUUUUUUUUUUUUUUUUUUUUUUUUUUCUUCUUCUUCUCUAUCUCUACCUGGCAGUGGUCACUCUCCCUUAGUGGACUGUCUUGAAUCACAAAUGAUAAGAUAGAAGAUUCCAGUGUUAAGGAUAAUGUCCAAAGCUGUUAAUCAUUGGAACGUUUAAAUGCCAUUAGUGAUAUUUAACAGUGUUGGCAUCAUCAGUAGCAACCAUUUCAAAGACUACAAAGUGAGUUUAUUUUUAUGAAAGAGUAGAGUAUAUGUGCAAAAGAGAUGCUUGUUAUUACUCUUGGCCAGAAAGACAUGUAUAUAAAAUUUUCAUUCAGCUCAUUCUGCCAUGGUUUAUGCUAAACUGUCUUCGUGUGUUUGUAUAGAAAGGGUAUGAAUUAUGGUCCUCUAUUGGUGAACUGUUAUUUUAUUUAUUUUUUUAUUUUAAUUUGUCUUUAUGUAGAUAACUAAGUUUCCAUUGUUUGAGGUCCACAAUUUCUACUCUUGCUACAAACACCCAAAUAAAAAUUUUUUGCUCUUUCAAUGAGCCACAGAAUGGUCUUUUCAACACAAUUUUUCUAAAUAAAAAAUUGUGUAUAGUACAAAUUGUUUAGAUAGGAGCAUUAAUAUUUCUCUUGUUCCCAAAUGCAAUUAAAUUACAGAGAGAGAGAAAUGCUACCUGCCUGCCACUGUGUUAUGAGUGAGGAGGAAAAUUGUCUGAGGUCAUCUUUGUUUGGUCAUUUCUAUAUUGUCAUGUCAUAUAUUUUUGAGUAAGAUUGAUUUUACAUUAAAUUUUGCAAGUUUUACAUUUAAGAUGCAAAAUAAUUUUAUUUUUUUUAUACGACUCCAGCAAACUAUUAAUUUUUUUCAUUCGUUAUAAAGUACUGGUAUUAGUGCAUAAACACAUUCUCAAAUAGGCAUUAUUCAGGGAAUUAUUACAUUUUGUUGUACAGUAAAACCUCUGUAAUUUUGGUAUUCUAUAAUAUAGAAUUUCAAAAUAAUUCCAAAUUUUGUAAUGUGAAAUUUAGUACAUGACACUUGUAUACAAAUGUACCUUUUCAAAACUAUUGCCAAUCACUGUAAGACUUUCUCUGGAUGAUGAUCUCUUCUGGCUUAUGCACUUUUAUUAUUUUUUCAUUUAUGUACUGUGCUUUUAAAAUAUUACUUGUAAUUUAGACUUGGUCAAUAUUCAGUAAGGGUAGAGCUGUUGUCCUGAACUAGAGAGGUAUUACUGUACAGUAUAUGGAAUUUAAAUAUUUUUUUAUAAAACGUAAGACAUUUCAUGUCUUUUGCAUUCCUGUGUAAUAUCUUGGAGAAUAUAUUAGCCAAAUUGUUAAUGUUAAAGUGAAAAUGCAGGUUCCACUAUAUUGCUGUAUCUGGCAUUAUAUAAAAAGUAUAGUGCAUUUGAAGCCUCCAGAUAUAACUGGGUGUUAUAAUUGAUGAAGUGUCAAAAUUAGUCUUUAUUUUUGUAAUGUGUAUGCUUGAAUUAAAGAAAUGUAAUUUAUUAAGAAAUGUGAUAACUGUAGAGAUACUAGUAUUUUUUCUUUAAUCAGUCUGCUGCAUUGCCUUUAAUAUAAUUAUACAAUUAAAUUUACUCUUAAUUUCAAUAAUGUGCCUCACAAAAACUAAUACACAAUUUCAGGUUUACUUGCAAAUAAUUAAAAUUUACAGUGAGUAUUUAAAACUUUACCUGUAAUUAAAAUUUUGUUUUAUGGAGCAUGGUUUUAUGUACACAUUAUUUUCAUUUAAGUGUUGCAAAUCAUAUUGUUAUAGGCAGUCUUAUGUCCAUGGCAACACUGACUUUGUCUUUGUGAUGUGUGACCAAACUUAAGUGGCCUGUGGACAGCUUUCGAGUGUAUUGCUUUCUCACUUGGAAGUAGACUUCUGUUACUGACAUUUCUAUUUUAAAGGUGGAUUUUAAAGAUUUCAGAUCCAGCUAUUAAUAGAUUGCAUGAACUAGUUGUCUACUAGUCCAAAAAUGUGAUGUGUGAGUGAGUUGAGUGCAUGUGCUUUGUACACAAUAGUUUCUGCACUGACCGAUCCCUAUUCUUCAUGUCUUCACACAAACUAUAAGGAUCACAUUGUAACAUGUUGAAGAAAAAAUAGAAGGUUUUCAUUA